Colletotrichum aenigma is the source of this 291-nucleotide messenger RNA. RefSeq names its product Plasma membrane proteolipid 3 (gene pmp3-0). The coding region runs from base 1 to 291 and encodes 96 amino acids. Lineage: Eukaryota; Fungi; Ascomycota; Sordariomycetes; Glomerellales; Glomerellaceae. The record is from RefSeq and is a predicted model, not a curated record. The transcript is spliced from 3 exons. Gene Ontology annotation, cellular component: membrane.
AUGGGCGCAAUCUCUGCUGUGUUCCUCAUCCUCAUCACCAUCCUCAUUCCGCCCGUCGGCGUCUAUGCCGUUGCUGGCUGUGGAAUGGAUCUCCUCGUCAACAUCUGCUUGACGAUUCUCGGAUACAUCCCGGGACACAUUCACGCCUUCUACGUCGAAUACAUCUACUACGACCGUCGCGAGCAGGCGCGUGAGGGCCGCAUAGUGACCGGUCGCGCGCCUGGUGUCUACAGCGACAGAGUCCAGAGCGGUGGACAGGGCUACGGAACGAUUGCCCAACCGACGGCUUAA